AUGGGUCGGGGCAAAAUCGAGAUAAAGAGGAUCGAGAAUGCGAACAGCAGACAAGUCACUUUCUCCAAGAGGCGUGGUGGGUUGCUAAAGAAAGCUCAUGAGCUCUCUGUUCUUUGCGAUGCUGAAGUUGCAGUCAUCGUCUUCUCCAAAUCUGGCAAGCUCUUCGAGUUCUCCAGUACUGGUAUGAAGAAAAUACUUUCGAGAUACGGAAACUACAAGAGUUCUUCUUCUUCGUCUUCGUCAGAUGCUUCUCUGAUUGAUUGUAAAGCAGAGGACCAGGAGGGUUGUUGUACAAAGGUGGAUCUUUUAAAGGAUGAGAUUUCAAAGCUUCAAGAGAAACAUUUACAACUUCAAGGUAAGGGGCUAAAUAUUCUGAGCUUGAAAGAGCUGCAACACCUUGAGAAGCAACUCAAUGAUGCAUUGAUUUCUGUGAGAGACCGAAAGGAACAAUUGUUGACUUACCAACUUGAAGAAUCGAGGCUAAAGGAACAGAGAGCAGAGCUGGAAAAUGAGACCUUACGUCGACAGGUUCAAGAACUCAGAAGCUUUCUCCCGUCAUUUAGCCAAAAUUAUGUUCCAUCCUACAUCAAAUGCUUCGCUGAAGAUCCCAAGAACUCUCUCCUAAACCACACUUGCUUGGGAGACAUCCAGAAGACCGAUUCAGACACAACUUUGCAAUUAGGGUUACCGGGAGAGGCACACGACAGAAGGAAGAACGAAGAAAACAGAGAUAGCCCGUCAGGCAACUCAGUGACAACAAACAUGACAAGAUAA
Arabis nemorensis is the source of this 774-nucleotide messenger RNA. The record is from the annotation of a GenBank genome assembly. NCBI's taxonomy places the organism in Eukaryota, Viridiplantae, Streptophyta, Magnoliopsida, Brassicales, Brassicaceae.